Capronia epimyces CBS 606.96 is the source of this 1605-nucleotide messenger RNA. RefSeq lists its product as uncharacterized. Gene Ontology annotation, molecular function: magnesium ion binding; ATP binding; hydroxyethylthiazole kinase activity. Gene Ontology annotation, cellular component: cytoplasm. Gene Ontology annotation, biological process: thiamine biosynthetic process. The transcript has a single exon. NCBI's taxonomy places the organism in Eukaryota, Fungi, Ascomycota, Eurotiomycetes, Chaetothyriales, Herpotrichiellaceae. The coding region runs from base 1 to 1605 and encodes 534 amino acids. The record is from RefSeq and is a predicted model, not a curated record.
AUGGCGCAGGAGUCGAGAGGGAAACCACCGGUCGACUGGUCUCUGUACCUGGUGACGGACUCCACGCCUGCAAUUCUCGGCGGCAAGGACAUUGUCCAGGUGGUCGACCAAGCUAUCCAGGGCGGUGUCACCCUGGUCCAGUAUCGCGACAAACAUGCGGACACUGGUGUGAUGGUUGAUAUUGCCUCCAAAUUGCAUGCUGUCACCCGGAAAUACAACGUCCCUCUACUGAUCAAUGACCGACUUGAUGUCUGCCAGGCGGUGGGCGCUGAAGGCGUCCACAUAGGGCAGGAUGACAUGGGUUGCAUUGAAGCCCGGAAGAUCCUAGGCCCGGAUGCCAUCAUAGGGGUAACAGCCUCGUCGGUCGAGGAAGCCCAGAAAGCGAUUGAAGACGGCGCAGAUUAUCUCGGUAUUGGGACCACCUUUGCAACCCCGACAAAGACAGACACCAAAUCCAUCAUCGGCACUCGAGGUCUUCAAGAAAUUCUGGCUGCUUGUUCCACCGGCACGGAGAAGUCUGUUCCAUGUGUGGCAAUUGGCAGCAUCAACGCAUCGAAUGUCCAGCGUGUCCUACACCAGUCUGCCCACGGCUCCAACCGCCUGAACGGUGUCGCUGUGGUCAGUGCCAUCAUGGCAUCAACGGAUCCUCGAAGCUCUGCCAGAUCGCUACUCGACUUGAUCAAGACUGCUCCUCAGAAGUACUACGCUUCGGUGGCGCCCAACACAGCGUUCGUCACUGAGCUCGCGAGCCAGGUCGCGCAAGUGACUAGCAUCAUAAAAUCACAUGUGACCUCCUCUGUCCUCUGCCACAAUAUGACGAACACCGUUGUCCAGAAUUUUGCAGCCAACGUCUGCCUGGCUACCGGUUCCUCGCCCAUCAUGUCCGAGAACGGCCCUGAAGCACCAGAUCUAGCUCGACUAGGCGGCGCUCUCGUCAUAAACAUGGGCACGGCAACCCCCGAGAAGUUGAACGCCUUUACUGCAGGGAUGAGGGCAUACAAUGCCGUCGGAGCGCCUGUUAUCUUUGACCCUGUCGGUGGCGGUGCAACUGCUAUUCGUCGGAAUGCCGUCAAGACACUCCUCACCGCCGGCUUUUUCAGUGUCAUCAAGGGCAACGAGGGUGAAAUCGGCGCCGUAGCUGGUACGUCUACGACGCAGCAAAGAGGCGUGGAUUCCGGGCCGUCAGUUUCUACGGCAGAAGAGAAGGCCAACCUCGUCAAGGCCAUCGCUCUGCGGGAACAUUGCGUCGUGCUCAUGACUGGCAAGACAGACUAUCUCUCGGACGGCGCGCGCACUGUUGCCAUCGAGAAUGGCUCGCAUUGGCUCGGCAAGAUCACCGGCUCCGGUUGUGCCCUAGGUUCCGUCAUUGCAAGUUACGUCGCGGUGCAUCGGCAAGACAAGUUUUUGGCAGCGUUGGCCGGGAUUCUGCAUUACGAAAUUGCCGCGGAAAGGGCAGAGGCUAGACAGGACUGUAGGGGCCCAGGAAGCUUCAUCCCAGCCUUCUUGGAUGAACUGUACCUUCUGGGGGAAGAGGUCAAACAAGGUCGAGGAAUUGGUGCCAACGGUGAGUUUGCGAAACAUGCUAAGCUCCAUGUGAUUGCCUAG